Molecule: messenger RNA, 738 nt
Organism: Guillardia theta CCMP2712
Lineage: Eukaryota; Cryptophyceae; Pyrenomonadales; Geminigeraceae
Exons: 6
Coding region: 1-738 (245 amino acids)
Source: RefSeq, a predicted model, not a curated record
AUGUCUCCGCCCCAUCAUUCCAUGAAAUUUCUUCUCCCCAUCAUUCCUCUCACUGAGUCCGUUGAUGGAUGGCCAGCAGGAUCUAGCGCCCAGUGGGAGGCAGCGAACGCGAAUGCAGAGCUUUUCUACAGAAACAAGGAGUUGGUUCAAGUUGCGAACAAGCUGAGGGAGUCGCAGAAGAAGCUCGAUCACGCUAGGGCGUGCCUUGUCAACCAGCAGGCCUUGAAGCAAGAAGAGCAGUUCCUCAAGCAGGCUAUAGUGAACCAGAGCAAGGAAUAUGCCGACCGCCAGCAGGACAUGGAGAAGAGGAUUGCAGACCUGGAGGCCAGGCUGAAGGAGAUUGAGGCCGACUCCAAGAACACCGAGCAGUACAAGACAGAGCUCGAGAACUACCAGAAGGACAUUAUGCAGCAUCGCCAGUCUGUCGUAACCAUCGAGCAGUCCCUGAGCGAAGCCUACCGCUUUGAAGCAAGGAAGUCUGAGUAUGGGAUGAUCAUUGAGAAGAAGCAGAAGGAGCUGGAAUACCUUGAGAAACAUGUCAAGGAUAUCAAGGAGGCGAAUGAACGCGCACAGGCGGCCAGCUCGGAUUUUGCACAGGCUGGAGUGAAGGGCAAGAUCGAUGAGUUCCGCUCCGUCGAGGGAGAUCUGAACCGCGUCGUUGGGGAGAUCGAUGCCCUCGAGUUCUGCUUGGGCUACAAGGGCUCAAACUCCGUGCCUGAUCUCACCAAGGUUGCCUAA